Molecule: messenger RNA, 2628 nt
Organism: Fundulus heteroclitus (mummichog)
Lineage: Eukaryota; Metazoa; Chordata; Actinopteri; Cyprinodontiformes; Fundulidae
Gene: dcst2
Product: DC-STAMP domain containing 2
Exons: 17
Coding region: 118-2598 (826 amino acids)
Cellular component (GO): membrane
Source: RefSeq, a predicted model, not a curated record
GCCGAGCAGGCCCCUGAGGACCAGGAGGGCCGCCGGGCUCUCAGCUGGAAGCCUGGAGAACCGGCGCACAGCUGGAGGAAGCGCGAACAUCUGGAGCAGCGAGACCAAAACCCCAAGAUGGCGCCGAAGGAGGAGCGGCAACGCCUGCUGAAGAGUGACGUCACAGUCCAGGUGUUGAGGGGCGGAUCCAGACGCACCCUCAGAGGACACCUGAGCAGGCCAGGUGGGCGCUCUCGCCUCCGCAGACGGACAAAGAUGAGGGCCCACCUGCUGCAGGCGGGGCGGAGCCUGGCGGCGUUCCUCUCUGGACUUCUCCUGGCGUCUCUUUAUGGACUCAUGGGCCUGGUUCUGCAGAAACAGCCGCUGUGGUUCUGCACCUACUCCACGGUGGCCUUGGCCGGGCUGGCAGCGUUCGGCAUGGGGCUGUCAGCAGGUGUUCGGGCCAGCGUCACGGUCAUGCUGCCCUCCAUGUUCUCAGCCCGUGGCAGGAAGUUCAUCCUGAUCCUGUAUGUGUCGGUUCUGGUGUCCGGACCUCUGAAGAACACGCUGGAGAACACGAAGCGGGCCGCUACCAGCCUGCUGUGUGGCGCCGAGCUGGCAGCCAAUCAGACUAAAGAGAUGAUGCAGAAAGCAGCCACGCCCCUCUUUGGUGCGCUGGAUGAGAUCAGAGAGAUCACCAGCAACGCCUACGCCGUCGCAGGAAGGGUCCAGAACUUCAUCCGGGCUCUGACAGACAGCGUCCGCCAUGUCGCUCGCACCCUGAGGAACGUCCUCCACUUCCUGGUGGACAUCGGAGACAUCUGCAACGACAAGCUGGGCGCUCCGUACAGGAAGUGUCGGGAUUUGUUCGCCCAGGCCCGGAGCGACUGCACCGACCUGCUGGGCGAGUUCAGCUUCCUGUGUGACAUCGUGGACGGCUUCCUGCCGCUUUGCAACCUCGCUCGUGCUGGUGAGCUCUUCUGCAUCGUCCCGUCUUACGUGGCUGCCCAUCUGAAGCAGCGUCUGGCAGAUCCCACCGUUGCUGCGUUUAAGAAGAUGAUGCGGGAGUUUGAAUUCAACAUUUCAGCCUCCGUGAAGUUCGACCUGGACGCCAACAGCAGCCGCUCCCUGCAGCAGGUUUCUCAGGAGAUCAUGGCGGAGAUUUCCUCCGAUCUGCGGAUGUUUCAGAAGCUGAACGAGCCGCUGAUGUACGCCAGCCUGGCCCUGCUGGGCUGGUCCUUUCUGAGGGCGGCGAUGUACCGACGCCGGUACCUGCGUGACCUCAGCUUCGACAACAUCUACAUCAACGCUCAGUUUAAGGCGCUGGACCGGCAGGUGGCGUCGGAGGGCGGAGCUUCAGUCCUGCCGCUGACGCGCCGAGAGGCCAGGACCUACGUCACGCCCCUUUCCCUCCACCUGUCCUACAGGGAGCGGCGGGCGGUGCUGGUGGGCGUGGCCUCCGUCCUCAGACACCUGGCCAUCGGCGGCCUGCUGGUGGCGCUGGACUUCCUCGUCUUCUGGAUUCUGGACCAGGUGCGCCACCAGGUGAAGGGGGACGUGGUCGCCAGAGCUCCAGCCCAGGUGAUGGUCCAGGUGAACGGGUCCGGAUACGCCUCGGACAUCUUCAGAGACCUGGUGGCUUCGUUCAACGUCCUGCAGCGAGGCAACAUCACGGUGAUCAGCAGGAAGUGUCUGGUGGAGCCGUCGGCGCCGGAGACCAGCACCACGGUUCUCCUCGGGUUCCUGUUGGGCCUGGCGCUGGUCGUGUCUCUGACCGGAGGAUUCGUGCAGCGCCUCAGACGCCUCAUCUGCGCCUCUUAUCAUCCAGAGCGAGAAAAGGAGAGGAUCCGGUUCCUCCGGCAGCGGAUCCUGAAUGAGAGGAGGUCGCUGGGCCGGGCCCUGAGGAGGGCCGUCGUCCAGCAGCUGGCUGGUGGAGGCGCCGUCCGGACGCUGAUGACGCGGAUUCCAGGAGGAGGCUACCUGUGCCGCCUGCUGGACCGCUCCUCCCUCACCUGUGUGGGCUGCGGCGAGGCGGUGAGGGCGAAGGAUGACGACACCAUCGCCUGCGACGUCCCGCGCUGCUCAGGCGUGUUCUGUCGGCCAUGUUUCCACAGUUUGGGAAACAUGUGCGCCGUCUGCAUGCGACCUCUGACCUUCCAGGACGACAGCGAACUAGACUCCAGCGACGACGAGCUCCGUCCUCCUUCUGCGGCCCUGAACUCGCCUCUCGGUUCCGACCAAACCUCCUGGUCACCGCUGAGGAGGAGGAGGAUCUUCACAGCAGAGGAACCCUCCGGUACCGGCGCCAGAGGAACCGCCGCAGACGCUGAGGUUCUGAGUGGAGACAGCGAGUACUUCAGCGCUUACUCCGACUCUGAUCUCAGUGAAGCAGACGUGACCCACCAGGACCGACCCGGACCUUCUGACUCGGACAGCGGCGCCUCCUUUCACACCGCCCCCUCACCGAGCACCUUCCACCGUCAGGAGGAGGAAGAGGAGGAAGAGGAGGAGCUCACGGAAGUCAGCGUUCACAACCCGGACCACCAUGGAAACCAGCCGGCUUCUCCAGGACCUUCCAGGACCUUCCAGCCCUCACCUCCAGGAGCCAGAAGCAGCUGAAGUCUCUGAUUAAAGUUGAUGAAGCAUGAA